This is a messenger RNA of Thlaspi arvense, 999 nucleotides long. NCBI's taxonomy places the organism in Eukaryota, Viridiplantae, Streptophyta, Magnoliopsida, Brassicales, Brassicaceae. The record is from the annotation of a GenBank genome assembly.
UGAAACUGUUGAGAUCUGUGGAUUGAGAGAUUUAGGGCUUGGCUAGAGUUAUGGCGGAAGAAGCAUCCGAGCUGAGGCCUCCACGUCGUCUAAUAGGAGUGGAAUCAAAGCGAAAGAAGCUGAAAUUGCAGGAGCAGCGUGAACGGUUGUAUGGGGACAGGGAUGAGGAUGAUGAUGAUUCAGACGAUGCCGAAAGGGAUGAAAGCGUGUCCUAUUGGUUUGAUUUGAAUGUCGGUAACCGCAAACGAUUGAUCUCCACUUGGGGAGAUAAUUAUGAGAUCGACCUUUUUGGUAGGCUUGGACUCCACUGCUACAAUCUUCAAAAGGGAACAAACUUGAAGUUUGUGCGCUGGGAAAAACAUGGCAUUGAAAGUACUGCACACGUCAGGAACUUCAUAACUUUGGAGGCAAAAGAUGAGGUCUCUGAUUCGCUCUUGUCUUUUCAGACGAUGUUAAGCGAUGCAUCAUAUGUACCCGGUUCUUUUAAGUGGACGACAUGUGCCUGCAGACUCAGAGGCAACGAGAGAGUGGAUGAUACAUGGGACGACAAGGCAGUAGCUGAUUUCUACAAAGUUGCAAUGCCCAAGUGGUCGUCUGUUGAACACUUGGCAAGUGAGAAUCUCAAGUAUUACGUGGUGCAAGAUUCAGAGCUGCAGGAGAAUGACUGGCUGCAUCUAUUCACCGAAAUAGCCUUCUACGCAAAAAAGAGGAGGGUAAUUAUUGCCUGCUUCCCGCCUGUGGAGAUCGAGAAGGUGGUCGUAGUAACUGAAGAAGACACAGCAGAUGCGCGUGAGAAGCUGAGGGCGAAAAAUGCGGUCUUCUACAUUAGUUACAAGUGCGAAGACGAAGACCACAAAGCGACAAUAAGGAGAACCAUGGAUGGGAAACCAGAACACAUGCGUCUUGAAGUUGCUUCGGAUUUCAAAGGAUGAAGAGAUCACAUAGAGACGUAUCCAUCUUCUCACUUUAAGAUAAUGUUAUGCACGAUCUUGUCUUUGG